AUGGUCCACCACCGCCUCCUCCAUACAAGCCGCCUCCUCCUCCACCGCCGCCGCCGCCUCCUCCGUACAAGCCGCCACCACCUCCACCACCUCCACCUGUUGUAUGCUCCUCCUCCACCGCCACCUCCUCCACCGUACAAGCCACCACCUCCUCCACCGCCUCCGCCAGUGUAUGCUCCUCCUCCACCGCCACCACCUCCUCCGUACAAGCCGCCGCCACCUCCGCCACCUCCACCUGUGUAUGCUCCUCCUCCACCGCCUCCGCCAGUGUAUGCUCCUCCUCCUCCACCACCGCCUCCUCCGUACAAGCCGCCACCACCUCCGCCACCUCCUCCUGUGUAUGCUCCUCCUCCACCUCCACCGCCUCCUCCGUAUAAGCCGCCACCUCCUCCUCCCCCUCCACCAGUGUAUGCUCCUCCUCCACCGCCACCGCCUCCGCCAGUUUAUGCUCCUCCUCCACCACCACCUCCACCAGCGUAUCCUCCUCCACCACCGCCUCCACCGGUUUACAUGCCUGCAAUCAAAUUUUUCAAAACUGUAUGUCCUCCACCAAAGUGUCCACCAGGCUGCACAAUUCAAAGAUUCUACUCAGGUCCUUGCCCCAGCUGUUCGUGUCCAAUCCCUAUUCCAACACAAUGCCCUGCUGUCGGUACCUGCCCCAGCUACUGCACCUUGCAGUUGGAUGAUAAGAAAUGCAAGAUCUGUUCCUGCAACCAUCCCGUCUGUCCACCUCUUGUAUGUAAAAAUCCUUGCUACCUCAAGAAUACUGAUGGACCUUGUUCGAUUUGCACAUGUCCUUUAUCUCCAGCUUACUGA
Messenger RNA from Argiope bruennichi, 816 nucleotides. RefSeq lists its product as uncharacterized. The transcript is spliced from 3 exons. The coding region runs from base 1 to 816 and encodes 271 amino acids. Lineage: Eukaryota; Metazoa; Arthropoda; Arachnida; Araneae; Araneidae. The record is from RefSeq and is a predicted model, not a curated record.